Electrophorus electricus (electric eel) is the source of this 4148-nucleotide messenger RNA. RefSeq names its product ATPase cation transporting 13A2 (gene atp13a2). Gene Ontology annotation, cellular component: late endosome membrane. Gene Ontology annotation, biological process: polyamine transmembrane transport; regulation of mitochondrion organization; autophagosome-lysosome fusion. Lineage: Eukaryota; Metazoa; Chordata; Actinopteri; Gymnotiformes; Gymnotidae. The record is from RefSeq and is a predicted model, not a curated record. Gene Ontology annotation, molecular function: ATPase-coupled monoatomic cation transmembrane transporter activity; ATP hydrolysis activity; ATP binding.
CAGUAGCCGUUAUUCUUUUCCACCACAGUGAACUGGUAAUCACGGCGCCGUCCGUACUGGGACGGGGAGCUUGUGUGCCGCGAAGUAAACAAAAUGGACUUAGGUUAAUCGCUGACGUUAGGAAAUGGAUACAUUCGGGAGCUGCCAUCAGGGGCUGAGUGGGCCGAGCCCCAAGGAUCCUGGGUCCACUGUACUGAACUCUGGUCCAGCAGGCGCUCCCUCUGUGUCUCACAUGGAUGUCCAGGGGUACAAAACAGUGCGCUGGAAGGUGUGGCUUUGUCACCUUGGAGCAGUCUGUUCUGUCGGUUUGCUGCUGGUAUUGUUUAACUGGCGGCCUCGUCUAGGUGUUCUGGCGAAAUGCACCUCCUGUCCCAUUCCAAUGGCAGAUACAUUACUAUUAAGAGAUAGUCAUGGACAGCAGUUUGUUAUAGAAGUACAAACAGAAGAGACUGAGCAAGGGAGUAUUGACCAUGCUAGGGGUGAGUUGGAAGACGAUGAGUGGAGAGACGAUGUUCAUCUACAUGAAGAACAGAAAACCUUGCUGCGAUACUAUGUGUUCGAGGGCAUGCGAUAUGUGUGGAUGCCCCGGAAAGGGGCUUUCUGCAAAGUUAGUAUCCUUAAUGAAGGCUGGACCUGUGCUGACUUGCAUUGCCUUCAGCGAGGACUGACUCGAUUGGACCAAAGCUCAAGGAGACAGAUCUUUGGAGAUAAUAUCAUUGAUGUGCCUGUGAAAUCCUGCCUGAGGUUGCUGGUUGAAGAGGUCCUCAACCCAUUCUACAUGUUUCAAGUGUUCAGCAUCAUCCUGUGGAUGUCAGAUAAAUACUACUACUAUGCAGUUUGCAUCUUUAUAAUAUCCUUCAUAUCCAUCACUGUAUCCCUGUAUGAGAUCAGGAAGCAAAGCACAACACUGCACAGCAUGGCCCAGCUGAUGGUGAAUGUCACCGUGCGCAGAGCCUCUGGAGAGGAAGAGCUUGUAAGUUCGGUGGAGUUGGUUCCAGGAGACUGUGUGAUAGUCCCAUCUGAGGGAUUGCUCAUGCCGUGUGAUGCUGCCCUGCUGGCUGGGGAGUGCAUGGUCAAUGAAAGCAUGCUCACAGGUGAGAGUGUUCCUGUGAUGAAAACACCCUUGCCUGAUAACAAGGAGAGGUACAGCCCUGAAGCUCAGCGCAGACACACACUGUUCUGUGGCACACAGGUCAUCCAGGCUAAAGGGGGUCAUUCCAGUGGGAAUGGAGCAGUAGUAGUUGUCACACGCACAGGUUUCUUUACAGCUAAAGGUGACCUUGUCAGUUCUAUUCUCUACCCUCAGCCAGUUAACUUCCGCUUCUAUCAGGAUGCCAUGAAGUUUCUAAUUUUCUUAGGAUGCAUGGCAACCUUGGGCACAAUUUACAGCAUAGUAAUGCUUUAUAGGAGCAACACCACUUGGCCAGAGCUUGUGAUCCGGUCCCUGGACAUCGUGACCAUCGUGGUGCCGCCUGCCCUCCCUGCCGCCCUAACAACAGGCACUUUAUAUGCCCAGCGGCGCCUGAAGAAGAGAGGGGUGUUCUGCAUAAGCCCCCCUCGUAUCAAUGUCUGCGGAAAAAUCUCUCUGUUCUGUUUUGACAAGACAGGUACUCUGACCGAGGAGGGUUUAGAUGUGUGGGGCGUGAAGUGUGUGAGUGGAACAAGGUUCGAUGAGCUUAUCCCAGACCCCCGUCUUCUGCCCCCUGGCCCCAUGGUGAUGGCCUUGGCCUCCUGCCACUCUGUGGCCUUGCUAGGUGAUCAGGCCAUUGGAGACCCCUUGGAGCUCAAAAUGAUAGAGUCCACAGGCUGGGAACUGGAGGAGCUCACUAAUGAAACAGGAGUAAUCAGUGAGUUUGGGAGCUAUAGAAUACUGAUGGUGAUGAGGCCACCUGCUGCUGAGUUCCAGCCUACGGGCAUAUUCAUCAGCCAACCUGUGGCCAUAGUGCGCCGCUUCCCAUUCUCCUCCACACUGCAGCGGAUGAGUGUGGUGACCGUGGGCCCUGGUGGAGACUCACCUCACAUUUUCCUCAAGGGAGCACCAGAGAUGGUGGCCAGCCACUGUCUGCAAGAAAGUGUGCCUCCUCAGUUUUCCAACACAUUGAUUGAAUUUGUGAGUGAGGGCUUCAGGGUCCUAGCACUUGCCUACAAGGAGAUGGAUGCACAAACUGAUCUCAGGAGUAUUACAAGGGCCGAGGUGGAGAAAGACCUGUUGUUUUUGGGUCUGUUGGUGAUGAAGAACCAGGUGAAGCCUGAAAGUGCAGAAGUAAUUGGUGACCUGAGACGAGCUCAGAUCCGGCCCGUCAUGGUUACUGGUGAUAACAUUCUCACUGCCUUGAAUGUGGCACAGUCCUGCAGAAUGUUGUUGCCACAUGAGCAAGUUAUUUUUGUUCAUGCAUCGCCCCCUGCUGCCAACUCCAUGGCAUCCUUACAAUUUCAGCAAAGGGAUGGCAGGGAUGCUACCAUCAACACACAGGAGACCAUGGAUAUCCUGGAACAGGGCCUUUACCAGAACAGUCUUAAGUAUCAUUUGGCUAUAAAUGGAAAGUCUUUUGCAGCACUGUGCGAUCAUUUCCCUGAGUACCUACCAAAGGUUCUAAUGAGAGGCACAAUAUAUGCACGCAUGUCUCCAGACCAAAAGACUGAACUGGUCAGAGGUCUUCAGAAACUGAAUUACCGAGUUGGCAUGUGCGGUGAUGGAGCCAACGACUGUGGAGCACUGCGGGCUGCAGACGUCGGUGUCUCUCUGUCAGAGGCUGAGGCUUCUGUGGCCUCUCCCUUCACCUCCAAGUCUGACAACAUAAGCUGUGUGCCUUUGCUUAUCAGGGAGGGGAGAUGCUCACUGGUGACAUCUUUCAGCCUUUUCAAGUACAUGGCUUUGUACAGUUUGAUCCAGUUUGCUUCUGUACUCAUCCUUUAUACUGUGAAAACAAACUUGAGCGACCUGCAGUUCCUCUUCUUUGACUUAGCCAUGGUAACAGUGCUGGCUAUAGUGAUGGGGAGGGGUGGUCCCAGCGAUGAGCUCCACCCUCGGCGCCCCCCUGCCAGCCUAUUGGCUCUGCCUGUUCUGUCCUCUUUGGUUCUACACACCAUUCUGUUGAUCCUCAGCCAGGUGGCUGCUCUCCUUAUCACAACCUCACAGGAAUGGUACAUUCCUCUAAAUUCCACAGAGCCAGGCUCACACAAUCUGCCAAAUAUGGAGGACACAAGCGUGUUUGCUGUGUCAGGGUUACAGUACAUCAUCAUGUCUAUAGUAGUAACAAAAGGAUACCCUUACAAGAAACCACUUUUCCACAAUGUUGUGUUUGUACUUGUGCUGCUGGUCCAGUUUGGGGUUAUGAUCUGGCUGGUGCUAUUCCCUGAAACCUUCCUGCAUAAGAUGCUGCAGCUGUAUGAAAUCACUGACAUGAGUUACAAGCUGCUGCUAGUGGCCAUUGCUGCUCUUAACUUCUUCAUAUGCUGCCUGCUGGAGGCUCUUAUUGACAAAUGUGCGCCGGAUUGCCUGCGCAUACUUCGGGGGAACCGUAGCUCGAAAAAACAAUACAAACGCUUGGAUGCCCUCCUGGCAGAAACUCCUUCGUGGCCUCCCUUAGACCAGUUGAUAUAUCCACCACAGUGUUCUGUCAUUGGUGUUAGCUAGUAUCAGUUGCUGUCAACAACCUCAUCUCCACACAUCAACUUUCAGUAACCAAGAGUGCCACUGGUCUUGUUACUACCUCCCAACACUUGUGCAGUGGUUUGCAGUCCCCUACUCUGUGUAUUUCUAUUUUCUCUGCUUACACACCUGAGCCGUCUCUUCAGUGGCUUUCUAUAUAGCUGAUGAGUUGAAUUGUGUGUUAAAAUGGAGAAAAUAAAAAUACAGGAGUGGAAACCACAGGUUUAAUGGGAGGACUCUGAACUAGAUCUAAAAACAUCAAAUUGACUGUUAGAGAGAGAGUGUAUUUUAUAUCAUGCUAAAACAGUAUGCAUACACAUUAUUAAAAUUUAACUUGAUUAAAGUUGUGAUCAAAUCAAAUUUUAAAAUGUUUUAAAAUGUUCUUUCUAGUAUUUGCUAUUACAUGCAAAUAUCUAAUUUCUAUAAAUUUACAAAACUAAAGCAUUCAAGAUGAUUAUUUUAAAAAGUCUUUAUUAAAGGGGUAUUUUGUAAAGUA